CACCGAUCGGUCUCCAGGUAAGGAGGAGGCUCGUGGAUCUUCACCGCGCGCGCUUGGCAUCUGGUGAGAGAAUGAAUGCUGAUGACUGCAAUGGAUGCUCAUAUGCACAAGGUAAUGGAGGAGAGUCAUCAACGGAGCAGGAUUUUUAUAGCGGUUUGCAAGGCCCUUCUGCAAGAUCUCCAAACAGCCAGCAGUCCUCUGUCAGUGCAAACUCCAUCAAGGUUGAGCUGUGCAGCGAUGAUGAGUCACCAGGUGCUCCACAGCCAGAGAACAGAGAGGUGGUGAGCGACGAUGGCAGGAGGGAUGACAGAGGGGACACCAUGGAGGAAGGGAGCACAGAGUACACUGGGGCUGCAAGAGACAGAGGGAGCAUCUACAAUGAGAUGGCCAGUCCAAACUCUGCUUCCCCAGGCCCUCUCCGCCUACCGAACGGGAAGCUCCAGUGUGAGGUGUGCGGCAUGGUCUGCAUCGGGCCCAAUGUGCUGAUGGUGCACAAGCGUAGCCACACAGGCGAGAGGCCGUUUCAGUGUAACCAGUGUGGUGCUUCCUUCACCCAGAAGGGGAACUUGUUGCGCCACAUCAAGUUGCAUUCGGGAGAGAAACCUUUCAAAUGUCCCGUUUGCAACUAUGCUUGUCGCCGGAGAGAUGCCCUGGCUGGACAUCUACGCACACAUGCAGCUUCUUCUCCAACGGUGGGAAAACCUUUCAAGUGCAGCUACUGUAGUCGCAGCUAUAAACAACAGAGCACACUGGAGGAACAUCUAGAGCGCUGCCACAGUUAUUUGAAGAGUCUGGACCACCAGACAGCAGUCAUCGCACAGACAGCGCAGGGUGAAGAGUCAGUAAAUAUGGAGACAAUUACGAAACCUGGAAAAAUCCAGUUUGUGGAUAGACUGGCUAUUAGCCUCACCAAGCGCAAGAGGUCAACACCACAGAAGUUUUUGGGUGAAAAGCACAUGCACCUCGACCUACCUGAAGCACCUUACGAAUUGUCCUCCGGCUCUGAGAAGGAGGCAGACCUCAUGAGCUCUCAGCCUGCUGGGGACUCUGCUAGGUUGGACAGUCAACAGCUCCAAGGCAGCCGGGGUAAAAGGGAGAACCAUGAGCCGCCUGCACUGUCUCAGUUCCACCCUGCCUCCCUGACGGAGCAACGCACGGUUAUCGGCUCCAUCAACAGCAACUCGACUCCUCAGGGCCCCCGAGCCCAAGGCGGAGGUGGGCUGGCAGCAGUGUCCCUCGGCCUGGCAGGGCAGCAGGCGGGUGAAGGCCGUGAUGACCGGCGCUCAGCCCAAAGGCACAUCACCUCGCCCAACGGCUGCCCCGACUCCACAGACACAGAGAGCACAGCGGAAGAGCAGAGCACAAGGGCUACAGCCCCGACAAGUACCUCCAACAACCACCACCUCCACUACCAAACCCCAGCACUGCCCCGCAGCCAUCCCACUUCCAGCCCCAGGCAGGCCAAAGACUUGGACCCAGAGUGGGAGAGAGCGUGUCCUGUGCCCCCCGCCAUAGCAAAGAGGAGCCCUGUCUCACCCCUUUCUUCCAGGGAGAUCGUGCAGGUGUUAGACAGGGAUGGCCGGCCUGUGCGCACCUUCCACUGCCGCCACUGUCGCAUCCUCUUCCUGGACCAUGUCAUGUUCACCAUCCACAUGGGUUGCCACGGCUUCCGCCAACCAUUCGAGUGCAACAUCUGUGGCCACCGUAGCCAGGACCGCUACGAGUUCUCGUCUCACAUCAGCCGCGGGGAGCAUCAGGUGGGCUGAGGAGAGGGGGAUAGAGGUCGGAUGAGGAGGGGUGACUGUUGCUCUCUAAAGUUGUAGGCUCCCGUUUGUUCUGCACCAGAUCAGUUGCUUUAAAUCCCUAGUGUAAGUAAAAGGAUUUGUGGUUUUACAGUGAG
Messenger RNA from Anoplopoma fimbria (sablefish), 1900 nucleotides. RefSeq names its product IKAROS family zinc finger 4 (gene ikzf4). NCBI's taxonomy places the organism in Eukaryota, Metazoa, Chordata, Actinopteri, Perciformes, Anoplopomatidae. Gene Ontology annotation, molecular function: DNA-binding transcription factor activity; RNA polymerase II cis-regulatory region sequence-specific DNA binding. The record is from RefSeq and is a predicted model, not a curated record. Bases 72 to 1766 code for a protein of 564 amino acids. The transcript has 8 exons. Gene Ontology annotation, biological process: regulation of transcription by RNA polymerase II.